Molecule: messenger RNA, 360 nt
Organism: Ostreobium quekettii
Lineage: Eukaryota; Viridiplantae; Chlorophyta; Ulvophyceae; Bryopsidales; Ostreobiaceae
Source: the annotation of a GenBank genome assembly
AUGCCGCACAUUAUGCAGAUUUGGACGAUUGGUAGAUCCAAAACCCGUCAGGUUGCGUGGAGGGUGUGGCAGUCCCGGCGGCUAGUAUUAGCAGAAGCGCUGGCAGCCCGCGGCCUCCUGGCUUUGUCGCCACUUGCAGGCAAAAAUCUAUCGAUGCCGGACAUGAUCGCAGAUCUGGACGAUGAGUUGAUCCGCAGCCCUUCAAAUUAUCGUGGGAAUGGCAGGCCACGGCGAGCAGGGGCGCGUUGGGCCGCCGAAAGGGAGAAGGCGUUGGCACCUGACCCUGGCGCUUCUUUCUGUUGGAUGAACGAUAUAACAAUUCUUCAGUUCUUCGAUUCUUCUGUACGUUUGAAAGAGUAA